UUUGUUUAAGAAGAUGUACCCAGCCAAAUUCAUUGAGUACACAGUGUCUGGCGAAAUCAGGUUUUAUCUACAGAAUGUGACGCAACUUGGAUAGGUUUGGUCCUUAAUGUAACUUUUGAUUGGUUUAAAACUUACACUCCCUCUGGUCUUUAAAUAUUACACUGCUAUAUGACACAGGAAAAGUCUUUCACAAUUGUAAGUGGCCAAAAAAAAGAUUUUCAGUUAAGUCAGUUACCUAGAAAGCGUGCACACUGGACUUGAGUACAAAGUGUUCUGAAACCUGACACGUUGUUUGACCCUGAAGAAGAACCAUAGUGUUUACUCUGAAGAAAGGUGUGCGUCAAUUCAUUAACUGCUGACUGCAAUGGACCGCAUGGAACUGCAAAAAGUCAACACAGAUAUUGAUGAUGACAGCAACAGCGGAGAAAGCACUGAAGAUGGAUAUUGCAAAGAUAUGGAUUCUGAGAAAGUUACCAUAAACAGUCAAUUUGCUGAUGAAGAUGCUGAAAGUCAAAAGUUUCUAACUAAUGGAAUGGGUGGAAAGAAGAAAUUAGAUGACUACACAGAAGAGCAUCAUCCUGGAACCACAUCAUUUGGAAUGUCAGUGUUCAACCUAGGCAAUGCCAUCAUGGGCAGUGGAAUUCUUGGCCUUUCCUAUGCCAUGGCUAAUACAGGAAUCGUAUUGUUUGUGGUUCUCCUGCUUGCAGUUGCCAUUUUAUCACUGUAUUCUGUGCAUCUUUUAUUAAAGACAGCAAAGGAAGGAGGUUCAUUAAUUUAUGAAAAAUUGGGUGAAAAAGCCUUUGGAUGGCCGGGAAAACUUGCUGCUUUUAUCUCCAUCACAAUGCAGAACAUUGGGGCAAUGUCAAGUUACUUAUUUAUUGUCAAAUAUGAACUUCCUGAAGUUAUAAGAACUUUUAUGCGACUGGAAGAGAAUUCUGGGGAAUGGUACCUGAAUGGAAACUAUCUGGUGAUAUUUGUGUCUGUUGGAAUUAUUCUUCCAUUGUCCCUUCUGAAGAAUUUAGGAUACCUUGGGUACACAAGUGGAUUUUCUCUCUCUUGCAUGGUCUUCUUCGUCAGUGCGGUCAUCUAUAAAAAGACUCAGAUACCCUGCCCAUUACCUAUGUUGGAUCAACAUCCUGGAAAUUUAACAAACAGCACUAAUCAUCUACCCCCUGUUAUAAUGCAAAACUACACCCUUAGUUCUGGCGUGAACUUUAUGAUGGAUUACACUCAAGAAGGGACAGGCCUGAAUGAGCACAAAGAUAAUAACCAUGGAAGUGGAGUAGAGUUUGAAGCCCACACUGACGAUAGAUGCCAGCCCAAAUAUUUUGUGUUCAAUUCACAGACAGCUUAUGCUGUUCCUAUAUUGGCUUUUGCUUUUGUGUGCCAUCCAGAAGUUUUACCUAUCUACAGUGAGCUGAAAAGCCGUUCCCGAAGAAAAAUGCAGAAUGUUUCUAAUGUGUCUAUAGCUGCAAUGUUGGCAAUGUAUCUCUUUGCUGCGCUGUUUGGUUACCUUACAUUUUAUGGUGAAGUUCAAGAUGAAUUGCUGCACACCUACACAAAAGUGUACACGUUUGACACUCUUCUUCUCUGUGUUCGCCUGGCUGUACUUGUGGCUGUAACCUUGACAGUGCCAAUUGUAUUAUUUCCUAUACGUUCCUCAGUCACUACCCUGCUAUUUCCUGGAAGACCAUUCAGUUUUCUACGGCAUUUCAUGAUAGCCUUUAUUCUGCUGAUCUUCAACAACAUUCUGGUCAUAUUUGUGCCCACUAUUAAGGAUAUCUUUGGAUUCAUAGGUGCUUCAGCGGCAACCAUGUUGAUCUUCAUUCUUCCUGCUGCUUUUUAUUUACGAAUAGUCAAAAAAGAACCUUUUCGUUCACCACAGAAAAUUGGGGCUUUUGUUUUCCUCGUGGUUGGUUUCAUAUUCAUGAUCGGGAGCAUGUCUCUUAUUAUAUUCGACUGGAUCCACAACGCAUCGUCCUCCAAACAUCAUUAACCCUUGUGAUCGCCCUACAUGCGCCUUUGGCUGGAAGCCAGUGUGGAUGACCGGAAGACAAGAUGCUAGAUCAAUCCAAAGACUGUUGCUGGUACCAACGUGUGGAAUAGAAAACUCUUUUUAUACUAGGGCUUGUUAUUUAUGCAUUAACACAUAUAAGUGUUUGUAUUAUUAGACAUCUUAAAACCUUAGUAGCUGUUCUCUGCACAGGUUUUAUGCAAAUCAGAGCAGAAAUACUGCUGUAUUAUAGAUGCUGUUAUGUCUGGAGGACACUGUGGACUGUGCCAUGACUGCAUUAACACUGUUUUUAGAGGAGACUGGAAAAUUACUGAAACUAAUGUGAUGGGUUUUUGGCAACCAUGGAACCUUUAGUUUUCAAUAACUGUAAUGGUGUAUUUCUACUACAGUAGAUGACUUUGCAAAUGUAGAUUCUUCUAAUACUACUGCUAAUACCUUUCAACAGACAUUACUACAGGACGAGUAUUAAGCCUUGACGGGCCCCGUUCCUCAAGAGGCACUCCUUUCCUGUCUUAUCUGAUUUCUAUGUCAAACUAUCUUUUUUCUAGUAUAUCGACAUAACAGAAAAUACUCCAUAAGCAUGGUAGUUAGUCAUGAUUCAACGCAUUUUGACUGAUACAUUAGGUGCCCACCUUUUAACACCAUGUCACUUUUGGUCCCACUGAUACAUUUUAUAUAUAUAUA
Messenger RNA from Bufo bufo (common toad), 2698 nucleotides. Its product is annotated as sodium-coupled neutral amino acid transporter 4-like. NCBI's taxonomy places the organism in Eukaryota, Metazoa, Chordata, Amphibia, Anura, Bufonidae. Gene Ontology annotation, molecular function: amino acid transmembrane transporter activity. Gene Ontology annotation, biological process: amino acid transmembrane transport. The coding region runs from base 365 to 1996 and encodes 543 amino acids. The transcript has 16 exons. The record is from RefSeq and is a predicted model, not a curated record.